Messenger RNA from Emiliania huxleyi CCMP1516, 408 nucleotides. RefSeq lists its product as hypothetical. The coding region runs from base 1 to 408 and encodes 135 amino acids. The record is from RefSeq and is a predicted model, not a curated record. Lineage: Eukaryota; Haptophyta; Isochrysidales; Noelaerhabdaceae. The transcript is spliced from 2 exons.
AUGCUCACAACCCAGCCACGCAGCUCUUUGCUCGCGUACAGCCAACGAGUUUGCUGGUCCACAGGCAGGCCAGGCCGUGAGCGUGGGCCGGUCGGGCCUGAUCCUGCGGUGAGCACUGGAGGGCUAUGCGGCUCGCUCCGUCAGCCGACUUGCGCCGUCGAGCGGUCGAGCGCUUCGGGUUGGACCCGCGGGAGGGUCCCUGCGCGGCUGACAUGGCCAGCCAAGCCGUGUGCGCUGCCGUGGGCGCUGUCGUGGGUGCUGCCGUGGGUGCUGCCGUGGGCGCUGCUGUGGGCGCUGCCGUGGGCGCUGCCUCGGUCAGCAGUCGGUCAGCAGUCGGCCGCCGGUGGCAAAUCGGGGGGGCGCGGGCCAUGGACGUCGUGGCCGAGCUUUGCUGCCUUCUUGCUGUAA